This is a messenger RNA of Volvox carteri f. nagariensis, 927 nucleotides long. RefSeq lists its product as uncharacterized. Bases 10 to 660 code for a protein of 216 amino acids. Gene Ontology annotation, cellular component: chloroplast. NCBI's taxonomy places the organism in Eukaryota, Viridiplantae, Chlorophyta, Chlorophyceae, Chlamydomonadales, Volvocaceae. The transcript is spliced from 7 exons. Gene Ontology annotation, biological process: protein peptidyl-prolyl isomerization. Gene Ontology annotation, molecular function: peptidyl-prolyl cis-trans isomerase activity. The record is from RefSeq and is a predicted model, not a curated record.
CAGGUUUACAUGGAUGUGACCAUCAAUGGGGAGCCAGCGGGCCGUUUCACCAUCGAGCUGUUCAGUGACGUACCUGCCGGUGCAUCACGCUUCGCCGAGUUGGCGGCUGGUCGGCAGGGAGUGGACUAUCGCCUGUCGAAGUUUAAUGGCAUCCUGCCGACGUAUAUUCGCAACGACGGUAUCAGCCGCCUGUCGUACAGCGCCACGGAGGUAUCGCCCAUCUCCUCGGUUGACUCCUUGGAAGCCGUGGAGGCAGAGCUCCAGCAGCAAACACGGCGCCACACUCAGUCCGGUUUGGUAUCCCUCAUCGUGCGGGAGAAGGAGGCCAGGCCCGUCAAGGAACGCCUGGUGGCGCGUGACGGUAAACUGAUUACUGUGCUGGAACAGGCUGGCGAGGCGCCCAACGGCACGCAGUUUACCAUCACCACGGCCCCCAGUCCCGAGCUCGACACUACGAACCUCAUCAUUGGCCGACUGGUUGAUGGCGACAAUCUGCUGAAGCGUAUUGCGGCUUUGCCUGUGAACAAGCCACGAAACGACAACCCCUACUUCCAGGCGGGGAAAGCUAUAGGUGAUAAGCGAGCAGUGACUGCGGAGCGGGCUUUCUACCGGCCUUUCCAGAAAGUGGUGGUUGCCAACUGUACCCUGUCCUCAUCCUGAUUCGGCUCUUCUCCACUCACUGGGACUUCCAGGGCAAUCGGAUGCAUCUUUCCAUUUCUGUUCAAGCACUUACGUUUAUGUGUAGCUGAUGAGUUGAUGGGGAGCUAUACAUAUACUUAGGUCUUACUUUUAGUAAGACUGGACCAUUUCCGGUUUGAGUUCAAAUUUAUGCGACUCCUGGACCUAUUUCCUCGGAUAGUUUUGCCCGCUGUUCGGCCGGCAAGACAUUGCAUAGGCUUAAAAAGCUUAUCUUGUAAAAAUAUCUAC